Messenger RNA from Candoia aspera, 2780 nucleotides. RefSeq names its product zinc finger protein 319 (gene ZNF319). The transcript is spliced from 2 exons. The record is from RefSeq and is a predicted model, not a curated record. NCBI's taxonomy places the organism in Eukaryota, Metazoa, Chordata, Lepidosauria, Squamata, Candoiidae. Bases 349 to 2097 code for a protein of 582 amino acids.
GCCCCUUCCUCCAGGCGCCGCCUCGCCCGCCUGCCCGCCGCCGGUGCCCGCGCCGCCUCGGCCGGCCAGCCUUGCCCGCGCGCUACGCGAGCCCGGGGAUCGGAGCGGCGCGCCAGGCCCCAGGUUCCCCUCAAAAGCUUUCUGGAAGAAGGACAAGGGGCUGAGGAGGCCAGCAGGAUGUCUGGCCUGCGCUGGCCUGAUGUGUCUCGAUUGUAGCUGGCCCCCUCCUGCAAGGAUUUGCACCGCCACUCUAGUGAUUGAUCUCUGGGAGCAGGUUUCCUCAGUUGCUCUGCCUCAGUUGAGAAGCGGAAGCUCUUAUUGUGGAAACCCCCAUUUUUUCUCCUCAGCAUGUCAGAAACCUGGUCGCAGCAGCCCCCACCCCCCCAGCAGCCCCCACAUCACAGUGCCACAGCUGCCCUCCCGGAGCACCCCAUCCCGUCCAGCGCGGUCACCGAAAAUCCCUUGGGCUGUGCUGUCUACGGCAUCCUCCUCCAGCCAGAGCCCAGCGGGCUGCAGCACCACACACCUGUCUCCACCGGCGGCGGGGAGCCAACUCCCAAAUGUGGGGCCUGCGGACACGACCUGUCACACCUCGCCAACCCCCAGGAGCACCAGUGCCUGCAGGGGGGCCACGACCGGUCCUUCCAGUGCACACAGUGCCUGAAGAUCUUCCACCAAGCCACGGACCUCCUGGAGCACCAGUGCCUGCAGGUGGAGCAGAAGCCCUUCGUCUGCGGCGUCUGCAAAAUGGGUUUCUCCCUGCUCACCUCGCUGGCGCAGCACCACAGCGUCCACAACGGCAGCGCGGCCGUCAAGUGCUCCAUCUGCGAGAAGACCUACAAGGCAGCGGCGGCGGCGGCAGUGGCGGCUCCUGAGGAGCCCGCCCCGCCACAGCAGCCGGCAGCCCUCAACCGGACUCCUGUGGAGAAGCCCUACGGCUGCUCCAUCUGCCAGAAGCCCUUCAAGCACCUCUCGGAGCUGUCGCGGCAUGAGCGGGUGCACACCGGGGAGAAGCCCUACAAGUGUAGCCUCUGCGACAAGAGCUUCAGCCAGUCCUCGCACCUGGUGCACCACAAGCGCACGCACAGUGCCGAGCGGCCCUACAAGUGCACUGUGUGCGAGAAGGCCUUCAAACACCGCUCCCACCUGGUGCGCCACAUGUACGCCCACUCAGGCGAGGCCCACCUCUUCCGCUGCAACGUUUGCGAGCUGCAUUUCAAGGAGUCCUCCGAGCUGCUGCAGCACCCCUGCACGCCCAGCAGCGAAAGGCCCUUCCGCUGUGCGGCUUGCCACAAGACCUUCCGGCGGCCCUCGGACCUCCGGCAGCACGAGCGCACCCACAGCACAGAGCGCCCCUUUCAGUGCGACCUCUGCCAGAUGAGCUUCAAGCAGCAGUAUGCACUCAUGCGACACCGCCGCACCCACAAGGCUGUGGGCCCCACCCCUUCUGUGGAGCAGGAGGCUGCGCCGCCGCCUUUCAAGUGCUCCUUAUGCGAGAAAGGCUUUGUGCAGCCAGCCCACUUGCUGUAUCACCAGCAUGUCCACGGCAUUGAGAACCUCUUCAAAUGCAAUGCCUGCCAGAAAGGCUUCAGCCAGUCUUCAGAACUGUUGCGCCACCGCUGCGUCCAGAGCGCUGAGCGGCCUUUCAAAUGCACCGCCUGCAGCAAGGCCUACAAGCGGGCCUCUGCCUUGCAGAAGCACCAGUUGGCCUCGCACUGUGCCGAGAAGCCCCUUCGCUGCACCCUGUGCGAGCGGCGCUUCUUCUCUUCCUCGGAAUUUGUGCAGCACCGCUGCGAUCCUGCCCGCGAACGGCCCCUGAAAUGUCCGGACUGCCAGAAGCGCUUCAAGUACGCCUCUGAUCUGCAGCGCCAUCGGCGCGUCCACACGGGGGAAAAGCCGUACAAGUGCCCCUCAUGUGAAAAGGCCUUCAAGCAGCGGGAGCACCUGAACAAGCACCAUGGGGUUCACACACGAGAGCAGCACUACAAGUGCAUGUGGUGUGGCGAGCGCUUCCUGGACCUGGGCCUGCUGCAGGAGCACAGCGCGCAGCACACCUCCACGGAGGGCACUUACACGGUGGCUCCCUGCCUGCCCUGAGCAGAUCCUCUGCCAAGCCCAGCCCCCCAUGCCGUUCUGGGGCUGGUCCCAGCUUGCCAGAAGAGCGCCCCCUGAUGUGCAGACCUGACACAGUAAAGUAAGCCACAGGAGCGAGGGAGCCGUGUAGUGCCAAGUCUGAGUUUGGCCCUGCCUUCUUUGCCACCAGUGGAAGGACCUGCUCUUUAAGCCUGCCAGCCACUGGCCGCCUCCUGCUAUGAUUCCAUAGUGUUUGUGGAGCAGAAGGCUGUCUCCAAAAUCCUGAUGGAGCAGGACUCUGGCUAAGAAAGGGCUGUGAAGAAGGGCUUGGAAGGUGUGCAUGCCAGGCUGAAAUGCCUCCUCUUGUUCAUUGCCAUGGUUUCUCCAUGCGAGAUGUUCCAGCAGGCAGGCCUUUUGUGAUGGUUUUGGCUUCAGUGGUCCAAAACCAUCAGGACUGAAUUUCUUCCACUCUAUCCAUUGGAAAAGGCAGCAGGAAGGGCAUGGAGGAAAACUCGAUUUAUCUAUUUAAACAUAAUAUAAAGCUAGAGCAGACCCCCAGUCCCCUCCCUCCCUCCCUCCUCACUGGUAUAAAUAGACAGGCUUCUCUGUGUAACUUCUGAGAAAUGUAAACAUUCAAGACAGGGUUCUUACUGACAUGCAACUAAAGAGCAUGGACAGAAAAAAUGAAUUAAAACUGCACUGCUGGA